Messenger RNA from Patiria miniata (bat star), 1246 nucleotides. Its product is annotated as 25S rRNA (adenine(2142)-N(1))-methyltransferase-like. The transcript has 6 exons. Bases 127 to 939 code for a protein of 270 amino acids. NCBI's taxonomy places the organism in Eukaryota, Metazoa, Echinodermata, Asteroidea, Valvatida, Asterinidae. Gene Ontology annotation, molecular function: rRNA (adenine) methyltransferase activity. The record is from RefSeq and is a predicted model, not a curated record. Gene Ontology annotation, cellular component: nucleolus.
AUCUGAGAAGAAAAUCUCGAAUUCAAGAUGGCUGCGCCCAUGGACACAUCAAAACAGCUCCAGACACAUGCAGAAGUGGAGCCCUUGUAACCAAAUAUUACACCGAUUGUUCGGUCGAACAUUAAGAUGAAAUCAAGGAAGAAAAGACACAGACCAGUUACGGAGUAUAAAAUAACGAAUACUCGGAGGGAUAACAAGGUGAUUUCGAAGCUGCACACCCUAAAUAAGGAAAUUGAAAAGCUCAGUCAUACCAGUGGAAAAAAACAGAAAGAACUAGGAACACAUCUCAAGAUUGUUUCCUUGAAGAAAUCUGUGGAGGAGCUUGGAGGGCUCGAGGCUUAUCAAUCAGCAUCCAAACUUGGAGAAGCUCGCCAUGGGAACCUCAACUCUGCGAAAUGGGUUCUUCAGAAACUGAAAGAACAUAACAUCAGGACAGACAAAGGAACCAAGUUUAAGCUCCUUGACGUGGGUGCUUUGGACUACAACUACAGCAAGCAGCAGAAAUGGAUCGACUGCACUCCCAUCGAUCUUAAUCCACAGAACCGGCGUGUCAUCAAAGCUGACUUCUUUACUUUCCAGAAUGAUGAGCCAGUGCUGUAUGACAUCAUUGUCCUGAGCUUGGUACUCAACUUUGUUGGCUCGCCGGCAAAGCGUGGAGACAUGCUGAAGAAAUGCACAGCAAUAUGCAAGCCCAAAGGAUACCUGUUUAUUGUUCUACCGCUUGCCUGCCUGGAGAAUGCUCGGUACCUCAGCCACGAACUCUUCAAGGACAUCUUAGAAAGCCUCGGCUUCAACCUCAUUGUCUCCCACAACAGCAAGAAGCUCAGCUUCAUCAUGUGCCAGUUCAGCGGAGAAACUAGCCAGAGGAAAGCUUUCCCAAAGACACUCGUCAGGAACGGCGUCAAAUGCAACAAUUUCAGUAUCGUCCUGACCUUAUGACCUGCCUGGACAAGUGUUCCCUUGGGGCACACUGCAGACUUGAUCCCGUCCGUGCAUGGUCGGUUGAGGGCGCCAGACAGACAAGUAUGGAGGAACUUUGCAUGUAGUUCACCACAAGUUCUCUGAAGUGUGAUCACGAAACUGAUUCCAUACACUUUUAUUCUUUCCGUUUCUUCAUACUUUCACAGUGUACCUUUCGCUAUUUUGGUGUGGCCUAGUGGUUAGGGUUUUGGACUCGUGAUCAGAGGGUCAGGGGUUCGAAUCCAGCUGCUGGUCAUAUGUGUGUCCUUGGGCAAGCCACAUCACU